AUGAAAUAUAAUUCAAUAUGGAAAUUGUUCAAGUCAUUUUUAAUACUUAAAUUAUUUCAGUUGGUUAUUGUAUACCUUACACCAUCAAGAUUUGACACGUCAUCAGAUUUACUACUACCAAAAAGUCAAAAUGUGGUACAUGAAAUAUUAAAUAAACUAAUUACUUGGGAUUCAGUAUACUUUAAUGAUUUAUUUGUAAAUGACAUAAAAUAUGAACAUCAAUUUGUGUUUUGUCCAGGAUGGAUUUACUUCAUUAAAGCUUUGCCAUUUGAUUCUUAUUAUUCAAAACAAUUGCUCAGUAUAAUUAUUUCAAAUGCUUGUCAUUUUCUUUCCGUCCUCACAUUAUAUUUGAUUUCUAUUGAUGUAUUUGGGCAUGAAUCUAAUUUAAAUUAUUAUUCAAGUUUAAUGAUGGUAUUUUCACCAGCUGGGAUUUUCUUAACUACAAAUUAUUCAGAGAAUCUAUGUAAUUUAUUAACAUUAUUAACUUUACUUUGUUAUUAUGCAUCUGUUGAUUUUAAUAAUGUCACCACCAAAACCAAGAAAAAAAUAAAGAAUCAGGUUUUAUACGUAUUUAGUGGGAUAGUAUGUGCUUAUGGUUAUACAGUUCGAGCAAACACUUUAUUAUUGGGAAUUUUAUACCUUUUUGAUUUAUAUGAUUUUUACAUGGUUGAUAAGAAUAUUCAAUUUAGUUUACUUUCUGUGGUUACUGGAUCAAUUUUAGGUUUUACAUUUAUUGGUCAAAAUUUAUAUCACUACCUAUUAUUUUGUCCUUCUAGAGGUGAAUGGUGUACCAAUUAUUUCCCAAGUUUAUUUCAAUAUGCUCAAGAUCAUUAUUGGAAUGUUGGUUUUUUGAAAUAUUGGACUUUGAAUAAUAUACCAAAUUUUUUACUUGUAACUCCAGUUAUGAUAUGGAAUUGUUUUGGCAUUUUUACAUUUAUAAAACUACUUCCGCAAUAUAGAAAAUUAACUUCUAUAGUUGUUAUUCAAAUUAUAAUGAUUUUUGGUGGGGUAUUUUUUUGGAAUUCUCAAAUUUUAAAUAGAUUGACUAGUUAUUCUCCGUUGAUUUACUGGACUUUGGCUUUGAAUCGCGACAAACAUUGGUUUAAUUAUAUUUUAGGAUAUAUAAUUACUUGGAAUUUAUUACAAACUAGUUUAUUUGCAGCUUUUUUACCUCCUGCUUGA
Messenger RNA from Lodderomyces jiufengensis, 1182 nucleotides. Its product is annotated as GPI-anchor transamidase. Lineage: Eukaryota; Fungi; Ascomycota; Pichiomycetes; Serinales; Debaryomycetaceae. Bases 1 to 1182 code for a protein of 393 amino acids. Gene Ontology annotation, cellular component: endoplasmic reticulum membrane; mannosyltransferase complex. Gene Ontology annotation, molecular function: GPI mannosyltransferase activity; alpha-1,6-mannosyltransferase activity. Gene Ontology annotation, biological process: GPI anchor biosynthetic process. The transcript has a single exon. The record is from RefSeq and is a predicted model, not a curated record.